This is a messenger RNA of Fibroporia radiculosa, 2085 nucleotides long. RefSeq lists its product as uncharacterized. Gene Ontology annotation, biological process: nucleosome assembly. Bases 1 to 2085 code for a protein of 694 amino acids. Gene Ontology annotation, cellular component: nucleosome. NCBI's taxonomy places the organism in Eukaryota, Fungi, Basidiomycota, Agaricomycetes, Polyporales, Fibroporiaceae. The record is from RefSeq and is a predicted model, not a curated record. Gene Ontology annotation, molecular function: DNA binding. The transcript has 3 exons.
AUGAGCAUCCCUCUCGGCACUUCGCCUCUCGUGCAGGGCAUACAAGCAUCUUCAGGCUCCCAACAUUUACAGGGCCAAAGGCGGACAUAUCUAAGCCUCUUGCCUCCUGCUCAAAUCAUUGAGAUAUGCCUCACAUUUGAGGCCCACGCCCCGCAACAUGUGCGUGAAUCGGUAUGGCCUAACGACCUUGAUGCUGCUAUUGUAGCCCUCAAGGAAGACUCGUCCUCAAUUCCUGCUCAGACGGAGGCUGGUUCGUUAACAUCCACUAGCACGCAUACUCCAGUCACUGCCGAUGCACCCUUGCAGCAGGUGCAUACACCAGGUCAAAAUGCGGUUCUGUCAGGUAGUCCACCCAUGGCCUCCUUGUUCGAUGAUGUAGCAGGUGCACGACAGCCGUCCUUGCGAUCUGCAGAGGAGUCCCAUUCCAACCCGCAACAGGAUCGUAUUCCGUCAGCGGCACUUUCAUCUUCCGCUACCGUACAACCGUCCUCUCCCCAACCUCCAGUUGCAUCGACGUCGAAGGUCGGGAUCUCUCACACCAACACUCACUAUCCGCCACCACAUUCGCCAUAUCCAUAUGCUCCGUAUGGCUAUACGGCUCAAAAUCAAUCACAGCAAUCCGCCUACCCACAUACACCGUAUUACCCUCCACCGCCGCCACCGCACCAUCUACAUGCAUAUCCUCCCUACCACUACCCCGGCUACCCUUCUCCUGGCUACCCCUCACAACCAUCUGGUCACGCCCCCUACGCGUCUUAUCCUCCGCCUCCACCUACCCAUGGAUCUCCUUCACAUUAUCACCAUGCCCCCGCGCCAGCUUCGCCUGCGCAGCCACCACCACCACCAGCCAUGAUAGAUGAUUUGCCAUCCUAUGAGGAAAUGAUCGUCGAGGCUUUGCUCGAGAUGGGUGACCCUGAAGGUGCAGCACCGAAGGAUCUGUUUACUUGGAUGGCGGCACGAUAUCCGCUACAAACGAACUUUCGCCCGAGCGCAAGCCAGGCACUGCAGAAGGCAUACAAACGAGGUAGACUGGAAAAACGAUUGGGCGGACGAUAUCGGCUCAACUCGACUUGGGAGGGCGGUGCUACAUCAAAGCGCACGACCCGCCGCCCACAAACGCUCGCACAAACAACAUAUGCGAUGCAGCACCCUCCUCAACCACCUUCGUCUCCCUUCACAACAGCACCGUUACAAUCUCAUCCCCAGCAUCCUCAGCAUCCUCAAUAUCCUCAGCCGAAUCCCUCGGCUCCAGGACAGUCUUCGUAUCCAGGAUAUCCUUACGGAUAUCCCCCGGGCGGAUAUCCAUCAUAUCCUGGCUACCCGCCUUACCCUCCACCGAAUGCACCUGCGACAGCUGAGAAGACUAUCCCACAGAAAAAGGCUCAAGCCGGACCGCCUGCGGAGGUUUCACCGGUUCCGACCGCGCCUAGGUCGAAUGUCACUGAAGGAGAGGAAAAGCAUACGAACGGCGAGAGUGGAGAUGCGGGUGCUUGGGAAGCAGCGCAGCACAUCCUGCAGGCCAUCAAUUUUGGAUCAUUCACUCUACCUACAGAUGGAUUGGAGCAAGCUGCCGGGGAUGCUGCUCAAGGCAGCUCGCAUCCACCUCCUGCGGUCGCUGCGCCAGGCACGGAGCUUGGUGUGGCAGUCGGCUCGAGUGCGACAGGACAUAUUGGCGUGCGUAUGGCACUGACAGACGAGGAACGAGCGUCGUUGCAGGCACAGCUUGCGCUACUAGCAGCGCAGCUCGCAGAGAUCGCGGAGGACGAGGUUGAGGAGGGAGAAGACGAGGUCGAGGAAUUCGUCCACAUUGCGCGUUCAGUGGAUUCUGCAGCUCUGAGAAUACCUUCGGGUGCUGAACAGGGCAAUACAAGUACAGUAGGCAAGGGCAACGCUAUGGUGUUGGAUAUGAACCAGUUCCCUGAGCUGUUCUCGGCAGGUGGCGGGGGCAUUCACCAGGCGGCGCCGAUGGAGGUGGAAGAUACUCCCGCUGUGGGCGUCAGUGCUGAGGAGGAGGAGAGCGAUGACGACGACGAUAUGGAGAUGAUUGAGGUUCCUACAUUAGUUGGUGAGGCAUUACAGACUUGA